AUGGAUUUCUCUAGCUCCCUGCCUCCCUCACCUUCUCCAUUAUACACCUCCCCCUUCAUCCCCAACUCCUCCUUCCCCUCCGCCUCUCCAUACAUCUCUCCUUCCCCCAGCCUGGCCUCAACCGCUCUCUUCUGCUCCCUCCUGUCCCUCCUGGCUCUCCUGGGCAUUGGGGGGAACCUCUACACCAUGGGUCUCCUCAUCAGACGCAGGAGAGGCAGGAGGAGGCGAGGGUGUUCUAGCUGCUGUUUAGGAGGGAGAGGAGUGCUGAGUCUAGCUCUGGCGGACCUCCUCUACCUCUUCACGGCUCCCUUCAUCGUGUACGACAGCCUGGCGGCUGACUGGGCGUUUGGGGAGCUGGGCUGUCGCCUCCUCUUCAGCCUGGACCUGAUCACCCUGCACGCCUCCAUCUACACCCUCACCGCCAUGAGUCUGGACCGCUAUCGGGCUGUGGCCAACCCCCUGGCCACCUCGUCCUCCCCCUCCUCUGGGCUGCUCCGUGUGGCCCUGGCCUGGGGCCUGGCGGUGGCCCUCAGCCUGCCCAUGAUGAUCACCCUCCACCUGGAGGACGGAGACGACGGACAGCUGUGUGUCCCUGCCUGGGACGAGCAGAGCUCCAAAGUGUAUAUGAGCGUGCUGUUCUGUACCAGUAUGAUAGGACCGGGGCUGGCCAUCGGGGCGCUGUACGCUACUCUGGGCCGUCUCUACUGGGUGUCCCAGACCCAGCCCUGGGCCAGUGGUAGUGGGGGUAGCACGUCCUACCCUCCGCGGGCCCCAAGGCCCAAGGUCCUGCUCCUCAUCCUGGGGAUAGUUCUGGCCUUCUGGGCCUGUUUCUUGCCCUUCUGGGUGUGGCAGCUGCUGCCGCUAUACCGGCCCGACAUGCUGCGGACAGUACCGGUGGGUACCCAGGUGACGGUGAACCGGAUCCUAACGGGGCUGACGUACGGGAACUCUUGCGUGAACCCAUUCUUCUACACGCUGCUCACAGGGGGGAAACGACGGAGGAACAGACAAACACCGACGUCAGCGAAUCAGCUCUGCCGCAAAAGCAGUCCGCAGUAG
This is a messenger RNA of Oncorhynchus masou masou (cherry salmon), 1059 nucleotides long. RefSeq names its product urotensin-2 receptor-like. The record is from RefSeq and is a predicted model, not a curated record. The transcript has 2 exons. Bases 1 to 1059 code for a protein of 352 amino acids. Gene Ontology annotation, molecular function: urotensin II receptor activity. Gene Ontology annotation, cellular component: plasma membrane. NCBI's taxonomy places the organism in Eukaryota, Metazoa, Chordata, Actinopteri, Salmoniformes, Salmonidae. Gene Ontology annotation, biological process: blood vessel diameter maintenance; regulation of blood pressure; neuropeptide signaling pathway.